This is a messenger RNA of Didymodactylos carnosus, 684 nucleotides long. Lineage: Eukaryota; Metazoa; Rotifera; Eurotatoria; Philodinida; Philodinidae. The record is from the annotation of a GenBank genome assembly.
AUGUUAUUCGGUAGACCAAUCUACACAAUAGUAAUGAAUAAACGUCGAACGACUUACGAUGAACAUUUUCGAAAUAAUCAUCAUUCUUCAAACAAUAAUAAUAAUGAUGAUGAUGAUGAUCAUCAUCGGCAUUAUAAUAGAAAUUCUAUUGAGAAUAGAAGAAAUAAUUCUGAGGAUCAAAUUAAAAUAAAUGAUAUACAUUCAUCUCGUGACCAAAAGCGAGGUGUAGUAUUGGAUAUUGAUAUGCGUGAUGCAGACAGUGCAGAAACCAUGUUGGAUGAUGAUGUGACAUAUGAGAAAGAGGUUGAUAUGAGUGAAUUAUGGGUUGAACAAGGUAUUCAUACAAUUGAAUAUUUUCUUAGCUGUAUUUCCCAUACAGCAUCUUAUCUACGAUUAUGGGCAUUGUCUUUAGCACAUGCACAAUUAUCGGAAGUAUUAUGGCAUAUGGUGUUAUAUAAUGGUUUAGUAAUGCCGGGUUUUAUCGGAUCAGUAGCUACAUACGUUGUAUUUAUACCAUGGGCUGUAUUAACUGUAUUUAUAUUAUUAUUAAUGGAAGGUUUAUCAGCAUUUCUUCAUGCACUUCGAUUACAUUGGGUUGAGUUUCAAUCAAAAUUUUAUAAAGGUGAAGGUUAUCCGUUUGUUCCAUUUUCAUUUCGAUUAAUGGAAGAUCAAUUAACCGAUUAA